AGAGCUUCCACAAUAGUCAGUAUUCACCCCAGCUUGGUCGCUUGCUCCUGCACGUCCCCGUCGAAUGAAACAAAUCGGCCCUCAGUCGCUUCUAACGGUAGUUCAAUUGUAGUCUCAAUUGUUGGUCCAGUACCAACAGUUCAGACCCCAAGACCCAACAUCCUCUUUGCGACAGCUUUUCGAGCAUUUAAACAAGCGCCAUGCCUCCGAAGAAGAAGGCUCGCGCGUCGACAACGGCCACGCCGGCGAGCAACGAUGACGCGAUGGACAUCGACACCCCACAAGCUGUGGACACGCCCACUGCAGUUGCCACCAACCUAGCACAUACUGUCGACUUGGCCUCGCCAUGGACUGAUGACCAAGUCUCCAUGCUCUUCAAGGCCGUGGUGCGUUGGAAACCAGCGGGGAUGCACAAACACUUCCGAAUGCUCGCCAUAUCCGAACAUCUGCGAACGAACGGCUACGACCCCGCUGUCUACACCCACAUCCGCAUACCUGGGAUCUGGAAGAAGCUCAACGAGUUCUACAACAUGCCCUUGAUAGACGAGCGGGAGAACAACAUGGAUCUGUUGGAGGAUCCCAGUUUCGACGAUCGUUUUAAGGACUUUGAUCUUCCUUGGGAGGACUACGGCGACCUGAUAAUGCAGCGAGCACUUGCAGAUCCCAGCGAGGCGCCAUCAUCGCCCUCAACAGCAGAGAAAUCACCCGCUUCGACUAGGAAGCGGAAGCGCGGUGCGGCCGGUGAUGAGCCCAAGGGCCGCGCCAGCACGGUCGAGGACUCAGAGGCCGAGGACGAGGGGGACGCCGAAGAGGCCCAGUCUAGUCCAGCAGUGAAGUCGGCACGAAGCGCACGCAGCACGAGGAGCUCCAAACGUGCGGCAUCCAAGGCCAAGGCAAAAGCUGCGGAACAAGAAGAAGAGGAGGAAGAGGAGGAAGAGGAGGGCGGCGAUGAAGAUGAGGAUGGAGAUGAGGAUGGAGAUUCCCAAUCUUCUUCUGACGACGAGAGCGAAGAAGAACAUGAAGAGGAGCAGGAGGCGGAGGAGCAGCAAGAAGAGGAAGCACCAGCGGCGAGGCCCACCAGAGGAGGCCCAGGGAGGGGGCGGAAGCGAGGUCGAGGCCGCGGGAGGGGAGGCCGUGGUCGACGAGGCGGGUAAAUCAAAAGGGCCAGCAGACCUGUGGACGAGUCUCUCAGACCAAAGAGUGGUAGGAGGCGCUCACAUUCUGUGUACAAGAUUUCGGCGGAAGUGUCUGCCAACUCAGGAAGCGUGGCUGGAUUGAAAUUGGACAGUGUUUGCAUGUUAGAUAUACCCUGUAUUACUAGGCGGGAAGACGAUGAACUGGUUCGAAGAGAGCAGAGCCAUCAAGCGAUUUCCAGCCGCUUGUGAAGGGCAUUUGCAGCUGGAGACCACGACACGCCCAGGUAGAUAGGUACUUUGAAGGUACUUGCACCCCGCUAUGGGAGCUCAUUAAUGGAUCCCUGCAAAUC
Messenger RNA from Diaporthe batatas, 1486 nucleotides. RefSeq lists its product as uncharacterized. Gene Ontology annotation, cellular component: nucleus; NuA4 histone acetyltransferase complex. Gene Ontology annotation, biological process: regulation of transcription by RNA polymerase II. Lineage: Eukaryota; Fungi; Ascomycota; Sordariomycetes; Diaporthales; Diaporthaceae. The record is from RefSeq and is a predicted model, not a curated record. Bases 201 to 1154 code for a protein of 317 amino acids. The transcript is spliced from 2 exons.